GGAAACGAGCUUCCACAGAACUCAGAAAUGGGCGGUCACGACUUGGAAUUGGAGAGAGCUCGGUUGCUAAGUUUGGCUGCUGAACUCGGUUUCGAUGAAGAAUCGGCGGAAGCCUGCUUGGACCGAAUGAUCAAUCUAUACGGUGAUGAUGGGCGGGAAUUUGUCUCUGUUGAGCAUUGUGGAGAUGAUUUUUUGGCGGCUCUUGCGGAGUCCGCUCAAGACAAUGAGGAGUGGGAUGAUUUACAGGCAAUGGAGUCAGAAGCUUGUGGUGCUUUAGAUAUUAUUCUCGAUGUAAAUAUCCAAAAAAAAGAUGGAGUUCGUAAUGAUCACAACAGGGAAAGCUCAAUCUAUAUCAUAGAAGAUUCAUCUGAAGCGGAGGAAAACCCAAAUUUGGUUAACAUCGAUUCUUCCAGUGAAAGUGAUGAUGUAGAAUUCAAUGCUUCAAAGAAGAGAAAUUUUGAUUCUACCAUUUCUUAUUGUUCCGAUCGGGCUACUUCCAUACUCACGUCAAGUAAAUACUCUUCAAUAUCAGGGGAUUGCAAAAGCAGCACUACUCGGGGUUCAGUUUCUUCAAAUCCAGGAAAAAGACUGCCCUCUAGAGCUUCAGGGGUUGAGCACAAAACUCUUACUUAUGAAGAGUUACAGACUUUGGAUGAUUUUGAAUUGGCGAAUGUUGUUAUUUUUGGAAACAAAACAUUCCGACCUCUGCAACACGAAGCUUGUAAAGCAGCUGCAUCAAAGCAAGAUUGUUUUAUACUUAUGCCAACUGGAGGAGGCAAAAGCUUAUGUUACCAGCUGCCUGCAACAAUUCAACCAGGUGUUACCGUUGUCGUAUCUCCCCUCCUUUCCCUAAUUCAAGAUCAGAUAGUUACAUUAAACCUCAAGUUUGGAAUUCCGUCAACGUUCUUAAAUUCUCAACAAACUUCUUCUCAAGCAGCUGUUGUCCUGCAAGAAUUGAGGAAUGAUAAACCUUCAUGCAAGCUCUUGUAUGUGACUCCUGAGAGAAUAGCAACACAGUCAUUUUUGGAGAUUCUUAGAUUCAUGCAUUUGAAGAAACAACUUGCGGGUUUUGUUGUUGAUGAAGCACACUGUGUAAGCCAGUGGGGGCAUGACUUUCGCCCAGAUUAUCGAAGUCUUGGAUGUCUUAAGCAAAAUUUCCCUGAUGUCCCAGUGAUGGCACUGACUGCAACAGCAACACACUCAGUUCGUGAGGAUGUAUUAAAAGCUUUAAGAAUCCCUCACGCACUCAUCCUUGAAAGAAGCUUUGACAGGCCUAACCUGAAGUAUGAAGUAGUGUGCAAGACAAAAGAGCCUCUGAUGCAGCUUGGACAGCUCAUAAAGGAUCGUUUCAAGAAUCAGUGUGGAAUCGUUUAUUGUCUUUCAAAAAGUGAAUGUGUAGAGGUAUCAGAAUUUCUAAAUAAAAAAUUUAAUACCAAGGCAGCGUAUUAUCAUGCUGGUUUAGCUGCUCGCCAAAGAGUUUUGGUUCAAAAGAAAUGGCAUGUGGGGGAUAUCCAGAUUGUUUGCGCUACAAUUGCCUUUGGCAUGGGUAUAGACAAGCCAGAUGUUCGGUUUGUUAUCCACAAUACAAUGUCAAAAUCAAUAGAAAGCUAUUAUCAAGAAUCAGGAAGAGCUGGAAGGGAUGGUUGUCCUGCUUCAUGUAUUGUCUUGUACCAAAAAAAGGAUUUCAGCCGAGUUGUAUGCAUGUUACGUAAUGGUCAAGGAUUCAAAAGUGAAAGUUUUAAGUUGUCAAUGUCUCAAGGAAAGAAAAUGCAGCAAUUCUGUGAACUUAAGGAUGAAUGUCGGAGACAAAUGUUGCUUCAGCAUUUUGGUGAGUCAUUUGAUCGAAAAGCAUGCAAAAAUGGCUCUAAUCCAUGUGAUAACUGUCUUAAAAAGUCUUCCUGAGCACAUACAUUAGCUGUUAAAGGCUAGAAAUUCUUCCUUCUUGGCUACAAAACUUGCUUGUCCUCAAUCCAGAUGCAAGAGCUCAUGGCUACACAUAUUUCAAGAAGGCAAUUGAGUUGCUGAUUCUUUGGCGUCUAGGAGUCCUCCAAGCAUUGUCUCUCCUACCUGAAGGUGACCUCUUCUAAAUUCCUGCUAACCUUUUUGUAGCUUGGUUUUCUAGCUCUUGAUUAUUUAUUUGGUAUUUUAUAACCCGUUUUGAACCUACUAGUAGUCCAUUGGUGGUACUCUUAGCCUCGAGUGAAUCUUUUAUUUUUC
This is a messenger RNA of Cucurbita maxima (winter squash), 2217 nucleotides long. RefSeq names its product ATP-dependent DNA helicase Q-like 1. The transcript is spliced from 12 exons. The record is from RefSeq and is a predicted model, not a curated record. Gene Ontology annotation, molecular function: ATP binding; four-way junction helicase activity; 3'-5' DNA helicase activity. Gene Ontology annotation, cellular component: cytoplasm; nucleus; chromosome. NCBI's taxonomy places the organism in Eukaryota, Viridiplantae, Streptophyta, Magnoliopsida, Cucurbitales, Cucurbitaceae. Gene Ontology annotation, biological process: double-strand break repair via homologous recombination. Bases 28 to 1902 code for a protein of 624 amino acids.